Messenger RNA from Onychostoma macrolepis, 4391 nucleotides. RefSeq names its product NACHT, LRR and PYD domains-containing protein 1 homolog. The coding region runs from base 176 to 3802 and encodes 1208 amino acids. NCBI's taxonomy places the organism in Eukaryota, Metazoa, Chordata, Actinopteri, Cypriniformes, Cyprinidae. Gene Ontology annotation, cellular component: cytoplasm. The record is from RefSeq and is a predicted model, not a curated record. The transcript has 19 exons. Gene Ontology annotation, biological process: regulation of apoptotic process.
CAUCUGUAACUUCCUGUUUCUCAAGUCAGGAAAGAUUUUGCGCAUUUUUUGAGGAUGACAGAAGAAAUCGGACAAAACUGGUGUAAUUCACAUUUCUCACAGUACAGCAGUAUGAACUCCGGAACACUAUUCAAAUAGUUCUGCUUAAAACACAGGAUAAAGUCGAGCAAUCACAAUGGCGGACCCUCAUAAGCACAUCACACAGACAUCAAGCCCAGAUGAUCAACCAAGUGACCCUACAAAUGAGAGACUCAAGAACAUUUGGAAAGGUCAACACUUUGUAGGGGAAUCUAGAGUAAAGACCCUCGGACCAGGACGGCAAAUUUGGACAUCUGGAAAAGUUUAUGAUCCCUCAAUAUUUAAAGGGACUCCACUCAGCCAGGUUGGGAUGACAGGAUCUCAGGAGAUUAUACGUCAAUAUAAGCUGUCAAUCAGACAGAAGUAUGAGAGUGAGUGGAGCUCACUGUCUGGUGAACGAAAGCCAUUGUCUGCCCUGUAUAAUGAACCAGUGAUCAUUCAGAAAAAUGAAAAUGGCAGCUUUAAGAACAUCAGUGUGGACAGAUUGUUGAUGUCAUAUGGUACAAUGCCUGUCAUUCUCCAAGGCGACUCUGGCAGUGGCAAAUCCAUCAUAGCACAGAAGAUCAUGUUUGACUGGGCAUCUGAAACUUCUAGACAUUUUUAUCUAGUUUUCUAUCUGAGAUGUGAAGAGCUGAUGUGUGUUUCUGAGGAGAUUAAUUUAAUUGAGCUCUUGAGCUACAGCUGUAGUUUAACAUCAGAUCAGAUCACACAGAUGUUACAACAUUCACCAGAGAUGGUGCUUUUCAUCAUUGAUGGAUUUGAUAAACUGAGACUUACACAGGCCAUUUAUAACAUGUCAGCAAACACUGAUCCACUUCAGAAAGCCUCACCUGAGGUUAUUCUUUGUGGCCUUGUGAGGAGAUAUCUCAUCCCUGGAUCCAAACUGCUGGUCACCACCAGAACUAGGAACACAUUGAACAAGCUGCAGAAAGGUAAACCACGUUUCACUGAAAUCAUGGGUUUCACUGAAAUCAUGGGUUUCUCUGAGAAGAAGGUGGAGAUGUACUUCCAGAAGUUCUUCAGCAAAGAGUAUGACUGUGUGAGAGCAAAUAAAGCCCUCCUCACUGCCUGCUCCAUUCCUGUUAUCUGCUGGAUCAUCAGUGAGAUGUUCAGAAUUGGUGCAGAUGUAACAAGCGGACUGGAAACCAUCACCUCCAUCUACGUUGACUUUGUGUCCACUCUACUAGAGCAUCACUGCCAGGGUUUGAGUCAGUCUGUCUCAACCUUGCUACAGAGUCUGGGUCAGCUGGCAGAGAGAGGGAUGCUGGAACAACAAGUGCUGUUUGAUGAGAAAAGUGUGAAUGAAACUGUUUCAGACCCUGCUGGCAACCCAUUUCUGUGCAGGUUCCUCUCUAAGAGAAGAAUCCGUCAGGAGACAAUGUUCACUUUCAUGCAUCACAGCCUUCAGGAGUUCUUCACCGCUCUGUACUAUGUUCUUCUGGAUGAAGAAGAGACUCAGAGGAAAGUGAGGGAGCUGCUUCACACUGUAGAGAGAGGAUGGGCUUUGUCCUGUUGGUCUGAUAGAGACUUUUCAAUGGCAGAUGUAGAGGUAAUGCAUGCAAAACAGCUGCAGCCUGUGAUUCUGUUUCUUUGUGGUUUCUGUGAGAAAGAAUGGAUCCCAUCAUUCACUGAAAAGCACAACAUGGCUGUCUCUGUCAACAUAGAAACUCAGCUUAAGGAAUGGAUCAAUCGGUAUUCACAGAGAUAUCAAAAUGAACACAUGCUGUUCAUUCUCCAUUGUCUCUAUGAGCUUCAUGAGAAGAGCUUCAUUAGAAAAGUUUUGGAAGGUUUGGUUUUGAUAGAUCUGUCGAAUACACCACUGAAAAUGGCAGAUUGUUGGGUGUUGAAGUACUGUUUACAGUGCUGUGAACACAUCAGAAACCUGAAACUCCUUGUAACAUCUGAUAAUCUGAAGAUGCUCCAGCCAGAACUGUCCCGCUGUAAAGAGCUGUGGUUGAUGAUGGAUCACAUUUCAGAUGAUGUUGUUGGUUUGGUCUCAGCUGCUGCUGAAGGAAAGAUUUUGAAUAACCUCAAUAUAAAGAAGCUUGACAACCAUGGAAUAUUAAGGAGAUUGCACCCAGAGAUCUCUGUGUCAGUCAGAAAUGGAGACAUCACGUUGUCUUUUUGCACAUCAGUGUUCACAUCAUCAGUCACAGAAUUAACUGUAACCUCUCCGCGCUCAAUUAUCUCCACCAUCGACUGGGUGAAAUCACAGAGCGAGCAGCUGUUGCACAGUUAUGAAUAUUUAAGUUCUGGGCAACAUUCUGUUGAACUGUUGACGUUCCUGAAAUCAGUGUCUGGUUUGAAGAAAGUCUAUCUGCAGGAUUCACUUCUGACUGAAACAUUUGCCUCUGAAAUCCUGCCCUUCAUUCAGGCCUGUCCCAGCUUGAAUGAUCUCAGUAUAAAUGUCAGCAAUCAGAUCAUGUUGGAGGACAUCCAGUCCAUGAAGACUUCAUUGGAGAAGAUGGGUUGGACUCUGACCGUCUGGGGGAAAUUAGUGUUGAUCAAGCCACGCAUGGAGAGAUUUACAGAAGAGAAGCUGAAGACAAAGCGGGAAAAGAUAGGAGAGAGCUCAGAUUCUGUGUCAAAAGCUGAAUCAACAGCAUACUCUUUCUCAAAAGAUGUAGAAGUAUUCACACCAGAAUUGAGUGGGGAUGAAGACAAUACAAUGAGGUUUGUGUGUCCACAUGCUGGUCAGUUUCGUUGCAGUCUGACCAGUCUUGUGUUUGUGAUGGAGGGUGAAGGAGAGGUGCUGUAUAGAAUUGUUUCAUGGGAUCCUCGUCUGUUAGAUGGUUUGGGUCAGAUGCAGCCUGCAGGACCCUUGUACAACAUUGACUGUGCUGCAAAAUCAGUCUCACAACUGCACCUUCCUCACUGUGUGAUAUUCUCUGAGGAAAAUAAGGACGGUUUGGCUGUAGCACAUUUCACUGGUGAUAAUAUAGAAAUGAUCCAGCCACUCAAAGUGACAGAAACUUAUGUGAUGAUUGACAUUAGAGACCUCAGUUGUUUUGGACUCUGGAUUAAAACAAAACUUGGCUUACACAUUGAUGGCCAGGUUUUGCUCUUUCUUCGACCUGUAACUGUUGAACAGAAACAGAAAAUACUUAAUGUCCACUUGCUUCCAGGGAAUGUUCCAGUAUCAGAGGUCCAGCGUUCUCACCACAAUAAAUCAUACAUAGAGACAAGUUCAAAAUGUCGUCUUUUUACUGACAGAGAAUACAGUCUGUGUUGUCAGCCAGAGGACUGUGAAGUGCAACCAAUGAGUGAGAUGUUUCAGCUUGAUAAUUUUGGCCCAAACUAUCAUCCCACAUUUGAAGUAUUUCUGGAUGUCGACAUUGGGGAGGUCAGACUGGGUGUUUUGGACAAAACUGAAAAUGGGAAAGAAGUAUGGCACAGACGGCGAAUCCUUCUUACAGCACCAAGUAAAGGUGUAGAACCUCCUCCGCACAGAAGGAUCCCAGAAAGUGAAUUUGUGAACACACACAAAGAUAAACUUAUUGAUAGAGUUUCAUCAGCGAUGGAAAUUGCUGACAGUCUGAACAGCAAUAAAAUGAUUACUCUUGAAGUGUGGAAGGAGAUUCUUGCUGCAGAAACACGACAGAAAAAAAUGAGACUCUUGUUGGAUGCUCUUGAGUCUGGAGGAGAUGAUGCAAAAGUAGAAUUCUGCAGACUGCUGAAGGAGAAAGAACCUCAUCUAGUAAAUGAUCUGGCACCUCACUUAUAAAACAUGCAUACAUUUUUGGUCUUAGAGCGUAUACACGCUAAACAUCAACGUUCAGAUUUGUAAAAACCAUCUUUGACGUGGAAAAGAGCCAUAUCAGAUUCUAAGCAGACGUCUAUGUACUUUUGAGUGUCGGAGUCCUGCAGGUAUUUGGAAGUACAAGCAAAUCUUAAUGUUCACCAUUCUCUAGUAAAGGAUUUGGAUAUUGACUGGCAAUGUGUCAUAAAUUUGAAAUUCCUUUAUUUAUGUUCUAAUGUUUUAAUUUGACUGUUUACUAUAUACUUAUACUAUAUAGCCAGAUUAAAAUUAAAUUGUAAUUCCCAUAUUUUCUUUUUGGUCCCCAUCGUAUAUAUGCAUGUUGAUUGUGUCAAUGUAUUUUUUUUUUUUUUUUUUUAUAUGAGGUAUGUAGUGUUUGAUGUUGUUACUGUAUGACGAUAUGAGUCACUAUGAAAGAUGUUUUUAUUUUAUAAUACUGUGGAAAAAUAACCACAUACAAUUAAAAAAAAAAAAACUAAAAUUUGCUGUGGGGAAAAAGCACAUCAUAUUUUUCUUUUGUAGUUUACAUUUUAGCAGAUGAAUAAAACAAACAAAA